Rhipicephalus microplus (southern cattle tick) is the source of this 602-nucleotide messenger RNA. RefSeq names its product amblin. Gene Ontology annotation, molecular function: serine-type endopeptidase inhibitor activity. NCBI's taxonomy places the organism in Eukaryota, Metazoa, Arthropoda, Arachnida, Ixodida, Ixodidae. The record is from RefSeq and is a predicted model, not a curated record.
GUGAGACAAACAGACGCCUAACAAUGGCCCAAGGUUGGGUUUGACAUUCUGGAAGAAUGAAGCCAAAAUGCUUGUGUGUUUUCCUGGUGUGCUUGGUAGGCGUACAAGCUGCUUGGUGGAAUGUAUGGCCUAAAUGCUGGAAACGCAAAGCCGUCGGUCACUGUUCUCAGAAGAUACCAUCGUGGUACUACAGUUUCUGGAGUGGCAAUUGCAAAGGUUUCCUAUACAGUGGCUGCGGCGGAAACUCAAAUCGAUUCAGUUCGGAAGGGGAAUGCCAAAAAGCGUGCACACGUCGUCACAAAAAUCGGGAAGUCUGCAGCUUGAAGGCCAAACCCGGAGUUUGCCAAGGUUUUCGUCCAUCGUGGUAUUACGAUGCUGCGCAAGAUCGUUGCCGUGGAUUUAUUUACAGUGGAUGUAAUGGGAAUGCGAACAGAUUUCAAAGCUGCGAGAAGUGCAUGAGACGGUGCAGUGGCAACAAGGACGUAAAGAAGAUAUGUGAAAAAUGGACAGAUGCUUUUCGGAGAAAGUACAGCUUAGGCCUACAACCAAGCCGCAACACAUCCUUACGCACUUUAGCAAAUAUAUUUCGAUGGCGAAGAUGA